Crotalus tigris (Tiger rattlesnake) is the source of this 5941-nucleotide messenger RNA. It is a transcript of the gene THOC2, whose product is annotated as THO complex 2. Bases 91 to 4986 code for a protein of 1631 amino acids. Gene Ontology annotation, cellular component: THO complex part of transcription export complex. The transcript is spliced from 39 exons. NCBI's taxonomy places the organism in Eukaryota, Metazoa, Chordata, Lepidosauria, Squamata, Viperidae. The record is from RefSeq and is a predicted model, not a curated record. Gene Ontology annotation, biological process: mRNA processing; mRNA export from nucleus. Gene Ontology annotation, molecular function: mRNA binding.
GCAUGCCUGGCGCGGCCGUCUCCGCCGUCCCCUCUGACCUCGGGCCCGUCGUCGUUCUCUCAUCCGGGCUCUCCGCGCCACACGGGGAAGAUGGCGGCGGCGACGUCGUCGGCGGUGGCGCUCCCGGCCGAAUGGAUCCGCAACUGGGAGAAAUCUGGCAAGAGCGAGUUCUUGCAGCUAUGUCGCAUUCUUUCUGAAAAUGCAACUUUUAGAGGUAUCCAGAAGGCUCUCUAUGAGCUUACGUAUCAUGUUGUUAAGGGAAAUCUAAAGCAUGACCAAGCAUCAAAUGUUCUCGGUGAUAUUAUAGAAUUUCGGGAUGAUAUGCCUUCCAUUCUGGCUGAUGUAUUCUGCAUAUUAGACAUUGAAACCAGUUGCUUAGAAGAAAAAAGCAAAAGAGAUCAGUUCAUGCAGUUGGUGUUAGCCUGUUUGAAUCUGGUUUCCGAUACUAUAUUAAAAGAGCGUUUGGACCCAGAAACGUUGGAAUCAUUAGGGCUUAUCAAGCAAUCCCAGCAGUUUAAUCAGAAAUCUGUGAAAAUAAAGACAAAACUUUUUUAUAAGCAACAGAAAUUUAAUUUAUUAAGAGAAGAGAAUGAAGGCUAUGCAAAACUGAUUGCUGAACUGGGACAAGAUUUAUCUGGAAAUAUUACUAGCGAAUUGAUCCUAGAAAAUAUUAAAUCUUUAAUAGGAUGUUUUAACCUGGAUCCUAACCGAGUAUUGGAUAUUAUCUUGGAAGUCUAUGAAUGUCGACCAGAAUAUGAUGAAUUUUUUGUACCUUUGAUAGAGUCGUAUAUGUAUAUGUGUGAACCUCAAACACUCUGCCAUAUACUUGGAUUCAAAUUCAAGUUUUAUCAGGAACCAAAUGGAGAGACACCCGUCUCCUUGUACAGAGUCGCCGCAGUCCUUUUGCAGCAUAACUUAAUAGAUCUGGAAGACCUUUAUGUACACCUUCUACCGUCCGACCACUCUAUCCUGGAGGAGCACCGACGGGAAAUUGGGGAGGCUAAGCAAAUUGUAAAGAAACUUACCAUGGUUGUACUGUCUUCUGAAAAGACAGAAGAGAAAGAAAAAGAAAAGGAGAAGGAAGAGGAGAAAAUGGAAAAGCCACCAGAUAACCAGAAACUGGGUUUAUUAGAAGCCAUGUUGCAGAUCGGCGACUGGCAGCACGCACAAAGCAUUAUGGACCAGAUGCCUCCGUUUUAUGCAACGUCCCACAAAUCUAUUGCAAUUGCUCUUUGCCAGCUUCUACACGUGAUGAUUGAGCCCCUCUACCGAAGAGUCGGAGUCCUCAAAGGCGCCAAAGGGACCCCGGUCCCCCCGUUGCAAAACAAGAGAGCCCCAAAGCAAGUGGAACAUUUUGAGGACUUAAGGAAAGAAGUCUUCAGCAUGCUGUGCUAUCUCGGCCCGCACCUCUCCCACGAUCCCAUCCUCUUCGCCAAAGUUUUGCGUCUCGGGAAAGCCUUUAUGAAAGAGUACCAGCUAGACGGAAGCAAACAAGAGGACAAAGAGAAAUUGGAGAUAUUAUUCAGCUGUCUGCUGAGUAUCACUGACCAGGUUUUGCUUCCUUCUCUUUCCUUGAUGGAUUGUAAUGCAUGUAUGUCCGAGGAACUCUGGGGGAUGUUUAAAACAUUUCCAUACCAGCACCGGUAUCGUCUCUACGGCCAGUGGAAGAACGAAACCUAUAAUAGUCAUCCAUUGCUAGUAAAAGUUAAAGCUCAGAUAAUUGACAGAGCCAAAUAUAUCAUGAAGCGUUUAACGAAGGAGAACGUAAAGCCUUCUGGAAGACAAAUUGGGAAACUGAGUCACAGCAACCCAACCAUUUUAUUUGACUAUAUUUUGUCCCAGAUACAGAAAUACGAUAACUUAAUAACGCCAGUUGUUGAUUCAUUAAAAUACCUCACUUCACUAAACUAUGAUGUUUUGGCUUAUUGCAUCAUUGAAGCGUUGGCCAAUCCCGAGAAGGAGAGGAUGAAGCACGACGACACAACAAUCUCCAGUUGGCUUCAAAGCUUAGCGAGUUUUUGUGGUGCUGUUUUUCGAAAAUACCCGAUAGAACUUGCCGGACUCCUCCAGUAUGUGGCAAAUCAACUCAAGGCGGGAAAAAGUUUUGACCUCCUCAUUUUGAAAGAAGUGGUACAAAAAAUGGCGGGAAUUGAAAUCACCGAAGAAAUGACCAUGGAACAGCUGGAAGCCAUGACGGGCGGGGAGCAGCUGAAGGCAGAGGGAGGAUAUUUUGGCCAGAUCAGAAACACGAAGAAAUCUUCUCAGAGGUUAAAAGAUGCCCUUUUGGACCACGAUCUCGCCCUUCCGCUGUGCCUUCUCAUGGCGCAACAGCGCAACGGUGUGAUCUUUCAAGAAGGAGGGGAGAAACAUUUGAAGCUGGUGGGAAAGCUGUACGAUCAGUGCCACGAUACUUUGGUACAAUUUGGUGGGUUUCUGGCAUCUAAUUUGAGCACAGAUGAUUAUAUUAAGCGAGUGCCUUCUAUCGACGUCCUCUGUAACGAAUUUCACACUCCUCACGAUGCGGCUUUCUUCCUUUCAAGACCUAUGUACACACACCACAUUUCGUCAAAAUACGAUGAACUGAAGAAAGCGGAAAAGGGGAAUAAGCAGCAGCAGAAAGUCCACAAGUACAUCACGUCCUGCGAGCUGGUGAUGGCCCCCGUUCACGACGCAGUGAUCUCCUUGCACCUUCCAAAGGUCUGGGAUGAUAUCAGUCCCCAGUUCUACGCCACCUUCUGGUCGCUGACGAUGUACGACCUCGCGGUGCCCCGGGGCAGCUACGAGCGGGAAGUCAACAAACUCAAAGUUCAAAUGAAAGCCAUUGAGGACAAUCCAGACAUGCCUCUCAAUAAGAAGAAGAAAGAAAAAGAACGCUGCACAGCCCUUCAGGAUAAACUUCUUGAAGAGGAAAAGAAGCAGUUGGAUCACGUCGAAAGGGUGUUGCAAAGGCUGAAGCUUGAAAAAGACAAUUGGCUUCUUGCGAAGUCGACGAAAAAUGAGACCAUAACCAAGUUUCUGCAGCUGUGUAUAUUUCCCCGCUGUAUCUUCUCCGCCAUCGAUGCUGUUUACUGUGCCCGCUUUGUAGAACUGGUGCAUCAACAGAAAACCCCCAAUUUUUCCACACUGCUUUGUUAUGACAGAGUAUUCUCUGAUAUCAUCUAUACAGUAGCCAGCUGCACGGAAAAUGAAGCUAGUCGGUACGGUAGAUUUCUAUGCUGCAUGCUGGAUACUGUAACCCAGUGGCACAGCGAUAAAAGCAUAUACGAAAAGGAAUGUGGUAACUAUCCCGGCUUCAUCACUGUGUUACGAUCCAGCGGUUAUGACGCCGUGAACAAAGCUGACCAGUUAGACUACGAAAAUUUCCGACACGUGGUGCACAAGUGGCAUUAUAAGUUAACCAAGGCAUCUGUACACUGUCUGGAAACCGGGGAAUACACCCAUAUCAGAAAUAUUCUUAUCGUGCUGACCAAAAUUUUGCCGUGGUAUCCAAAGGUGGUGAAUCUGGGUCAGGCCUUGGAAAGAAGAGUCCGUAAGAUUUACGAGGAAGAGAAAGAAAAGAGACCCGAUCUAUAUGCUUUAGCAAUGGGCUAUUCUGGGCAACUGAAAAGUAGAAAAAUGGUUCCUGAAAACGAUUUCCAUCAGAAGGACCUUCCCACCCGGAACGCUGUACCCACCAUGGUGCAAAACGGGCCAGGGGCAGCUGGGCUGCCUCCACUCACGAUAAACACAGCUAAAUUGGAAGAAAGCACUGCUGAGGAGACAGAUAAGUUGAAGGAGAAGUCCCAGGGUGCGGUUAAAGUGGUCAACAAAGCUGCCAACGCAACACCCAAAGUGAUUGCGAGCAACGGAAACAGCAGCAAACUUGCCAAAGAAAAAGAGGACAAAGAGAAAUGCGGGAAGGAAAAAGAGAAGGAGAAGAAAGAGAAAAUUCCAGCUGGCACUCCUGAAGCUAAGUUACUGGGAAAAGACGGGAAGGAUAAGCCAAAGGAAGAGAGGGCGAACAAGGAAGAGAAAGCGAGAGAGGCCAAGGAGAAGACACCCAAGACUGACAAAGAGAAGGAGAAAAUCAAGCGAGAAGAAAAAUCAUCCAAAGAGGAAAAAUCCAAGAUUAUUGUGUCCAACACCGAGUCCAAAUCAAUGGCGGACAAGGAAAGAGAGAAGGAGCCAUCAAGAGAGAGAGAAGUGGCCAAGGAGAUGAUGAAAUCCAAGGAAAUCAUUAGAGGAGGAGGAGGAAGUGGAGGAGGAGGAGGAGGAGGAGGAGGAGGAGAGAAGAUUCCACUUGCUGGGUCCUUGAAGUCACCUGUUCCCCGGUCAGAAACUUCAGAUUCCGAAAGGGAACAAAAGCGUCGCAAAAUAGAUACCCAUUCUUCUCCGUCACAUUCCUCAAGUGUAAAGGUUCUGCCCCCGAUUUCCCACGCUCCAGUGGUUUCUGGGAACCCUCUCAGCUUACCUGUCAUCUCCAUUCAUUUUCUGCAGGACAAUCUCAGCGAACUCAAGGACUCCACAGUUAAGCACCACAUUAACCACUCCACUCCAGCCUUGUCCACAAGUAAGGAGAGAGAAGUAGACAAGAAAGAUUUGGACAAAUCGAGGGAAAGAUCCCGAGAGAGAGAAAAGAAAGAUGAAAAGGAAAGGAAAGACCGAAAAAGGGAUCAUUCGAAUAAUGACCGCGAAGUUCCCCAAGAUUCAACCAAGCGUCGGAAAGAGGAAAACGGGACAACUGGUUCCUCCAAACACACUAAGAGUGAAAGUCCUUCUGACUCUCCCCCUCGUUCCAAUGAGAAGGAGAAAGAGAAGAACAAGUCAAAAUCCUCCAGCAAGGAGAAAGGAGAUUCCAUCAAAGUUGAAAAGGUGGAGAAAAGCUCUUCUGGAAGCAAAAAGGAGUCCAGGCACGAUAAAGAAAAACCAGAGAAGAAAGAAAAACGGGAUAGUACUGGGAACAAAGAAGAAAAAAAACACCAUAAAUCUUCAGACAAACAUAGAUAAUGAUCACUGCUCUGACCAAGGGUGAGGUUCAAACAAGAAGAUGGUGAGCUGUGACGAGACAUGAACUUUCCAGACGUGAAUUUUGAUUGCACACAAGAUUGUGAAUGAAGUGGACCUGUCUCCAUCUCCUUAAAUUAUUCGCCUCUCUGCUUUAUUUCUCUCCCGUUGCUGAAGAUGUUGAUGGUUGAGUUGUACAUUAGUGUAAUUUUAACUCGUCGCUUAAGUUUCUUAAACAUUUAUUUUCAGUACUGGCUGGAAGUGUUUACCUGUUCCAUAUUUUUUAGCACAGUGUGCUGCCAACAGUUGCCAUCGUGCAAAGGAGGUUUUUUCAUAUGUACAGAGUUCUUACUUUAGGUUAUCAAAAUACUUCCUCCGUUUAGCCAUUUUUUAUUUUUUAUUUUUCCUCCAAUUGGAAAUGCGUUAUUUUAGGUGUUUUGGAAAAAAAAACCACAACGACAAAUAAACAGUUAUUGAACGUUUGGAUUUUACCUCAUUUAAAAGAAAAAUCCAGUUUUUAUUUAUUGUUUUUAAUAUUGAUAACUAAAACCGAGGGGGGGACUGUUUUCAAGCAAUGCUAAGGAAGUAUUUGUAUAUUAUGUGCACAACCGUGACUUGUUUAAAAAAAGAGAGAGAGAAAGAAGAAGAAGGGAAACAGAGGGCUACCCCAUGCUCUGUUGUUCCUCACAAUGCUCUUUACGUUUGUCAUAAUGUUUUUAAAGAAAUUGGGGACUACUUUCUUCCAAAAAAAAAACAAAAAUUCAGACCAAUUAGGUUUCAAUAUUACAGCUACAGUAACUUUGUAUCGGUGGACUUUAGUCCAAAAAAUAAAAAAAUAAAAAAAAAAGUUUCACAAUGACCUUUUUUAAAAAAAACAAACAAACAAUUUUUUUAUCUGAAAUUCUACCAGUGUAAUCCUUUUUCUAAAUAAAAAAUAGUUUUCUCAACGGGUCGUAAA